This is a messenger RNA of Oncorhynchus keta (chum salmon), 780 nucleotides long. RefSeq lists its product as uncharacterized. Lineage: Eukaryota; Metazoa; Chordata; Actinopteri; Salmoniformes; Salmonidae. The transcript has 3 exons. The annotation marks the transcript as partial. Gene Ontology annotation, biological process: synaptic transmission, cholinergic; protein localization to cell surface. Gene Ontology annotation, cellular component: intracellular membrane-bounded organelle; neuron projection; neuronal cell body. The record is from RefSeq and is a predicted model, not a curated record.
ACCAAAUCCUGAAGAAGAUGACGACGAAGAAAAAGAAGAAGCAGCUGUUUAUCCUCAGUCAGCACGGUUCAUAUUUACCUCAAUAGUCAGCACACGAUUUACAGCUUGAAAUGGCAAUGAGUCAGUUUCCCUUCUGCGUAAUAGCCUAGAAACGCUACAGAUUCGGUGUUGCACGUCUGGACCAAAGGCUCCGGUUGUUUUCGUCCCUGUUCUGGUGCUUUACGGUGCAGAAGGAUAUGGUUUUCUCAUCGUCCCAGCAAGUGGUGGUCGCAUUUACGGCGGUGUUGUUUGCGUUUGUGGUGUUCCCUAGAAUGUUCGGCGUAGGAUCCGGAGCGAAGGAAACAAGAGGUUUUGAUGCACGCUACAACAGAAAAGCGGGUCCGGGACCAGGACCAGGUGCAGUGAGAGGGCAGCCGGUCAACAAGAACACUGCUGGCUCCAUGAGCAAAGCACAGACCCUGGAGAACAUGCAGCAGAUGAAGGUGAUGAUGGAGCAGGAGAUGAAGGGUGACAAAUACAAAACCAACAGCAACAAGGGCUACGUGUUCACGCUGAUGCCGCUCUACGCCAUUGGAGUCGGCCUCUUUGCAGCGUACAAAUUUCUGAAGAUCAAGUCUGCAGAUGACUCCCAAGCCCAAAAGAACAAGGAUGCCAAAGGUCCCAAGAAGUCUGAGGAGACAGGUGUGUUGUGUCCAUGUGGUGUGCCACAAGGGUCUGUUUGCAUACCUUUGUUCAUCUUACCCAUCAUGCAGAUGCUUUUUUACAUGGUUUUACAUGGUG